AUGGCACUGAGGCUUCCAAAAGCGCAGUGGAAAGUGACUGAGAGGGGCCGUAUCGACCCCAGCCAGAAGCAACGCAUUGUCCAUUCGUGAGCUCCUCUUCCGGCUCUGGUAAACAUAUUGUUCGCACUACUUUCGACAAAGGAGCUGGCCUGGCUAGCUUCAUCAGCGCUAAACAAAACAUUUCGUAAAUUGUCUCCCCUGCUUUUUAGUUUGCUUAUUCAUUUGUUUGUAGAAAGAAUUAAAAAAGAUAUGUGCUUUUACUGGAAGUCUAAGUCGAAGAGAUAGAACGAAAGGUAAUAAUUUCAACGUUGUUUUUCAAUAUCCAUCAUUUUAUUGUUGAAAUCGUUCCAAGUUUUCUUUUAAUAGAAAAAAGUAGGAUGACAGUGAUGACUUUAAAGAAAAUUGGACAAUUCCUCGAAAAUUACAAGAAUUAGGAUUCAAAUGAAUUUUGAAGAUAAUAAAGAGAGAUGACAAGUGUUGUAAAUGUUGGACGUUUUUUUGUCCGAAGUAGCAUUUGCGUUUCGAGUAUUUUGAAUUUUAACUAGAACACAUAUCAAACUAUGAUUUCAAAUCGUUUAUAUACCAAUAUCGUGUAAAUAAUUGUUGAAUCUCUCGUGGAGGAUCACCCGUUCAACAGGUAGUCUUGCCGAGCCACGUCCACCGGAGUCUAAUUCCCAUUCGCCGACCACCGCCGUCCAUAAUGCACCGAUUGGUAAAUUGAAAAGCUCGCUGUAAACGAAUAUCGAUCAAUUUCAUUGGUAUCGAGAUAUUUUACACGUCUAUUUUUUUUAGCUCUCUAAGAUGGUUACGUCAGAUACGUCUAAACUAUCUAAGAUGCAAAUAAUAUUAAUUAAAAUAAAUAAUAAUAAUUGAAAUAAAACAUUAUUCUAUUACAAAAGAUAGUUUAAAAGUUAAAUUAAUUUUCACAGGAUUUAUAUUUUUUUUAUCAUCUUACAAUUAACAUAUGCAGUGAACUUUAAAAAUAGUAUGCUAAUUCUGUGUGCUAAUUUUCAUGCUAGAUAUUUUCCAUAAAAUAAACUGGUAAUCUUGAAAUAUCCUUGCAACUCUUUUUUUAUGAUAUGGUCCCCUUCAUAAUUUAAUUCAUAUUUUCAUUUUGUUCAAAUUGAAUAAUCUUACCAAUAGUUGCACAUGUAUAUAAACGUAUUAUGCAUAUAUGUUUAUAUUGAUAAAUUUAAUUAGAUAAGUACGUUUCAUAUUUGUAUCAAUGAUAAUCUUAUUAACUCAAUAUAUUUUUCCAGAUACGCUAUACCGAUAAUCUACCGACAAUCUGAAACAAAACUGGUUACUAAGCCCUUAUAGUUGGAAUGAAAAGUGAGACCCACUUGUGAAUGCAAUGAGCAGCUGUGACGACCCAAGUGGGCUCAAUGAGAACACCGCCGCACCAGUGACCGAUAAAUCCCAACUUUGGAUGGAGGAGCUGCAGGGACACCUGCCAAGGCCAAGAGCCUCGUUUACUCGGCUUUCCAUUGAAUAUCCGACCUGUCGUGCUUCCGGUGUCUUUUCCCUCUGCCACAGAGGAGGAAGUGACAUUUUUCACCGACAGAAUCGCACGUGGCUGCCUAUGCGACGCUGCUGGACAUCCGCACGCUGUUAUUAUAAAAACUCAAGUUUCCCACUUAGUUGACUUUUACUCAUAGUCAACGAAUGUUGUUUACCGAGCGAUUCGAUGAUUUUUUUUUUUUUUUAACAUCUAUUAUAUCCGACAUUGAUAGAACCUAUAUUGGACGUUUUUCAAUUAAUGGAUGUUCAAUUCAAAAAAUAAAGGUGAUAAAUAACUUUCAAAAGUUAAGAGAGCUUAAGAGGCUUCGAAACACCCAAAAAAUUUGCAAUGUAAGUCAGAACUGUGAGAAUUAUUAAAAGUCAAUUGUAUUUUAUAAUAUUAGUUGAAACAAUUAAAUAUCGGCUACCUAAUAUAAUAGUACUUUGGAAUAUAAUUUCUGUGAUGAAAUGUAAUUCCACAAUUUUUAUUUGUAACUUUAUAGAGACAGACUUAAAUGAUUAUUAACUUGCGAAAGAAAGACUGUCUAACUGUGAUCUAAUUGCGUCUAAGUGUACAUUCAUUGCAAGUUAAAAGUGAUUUGCAAAGUAAGGAAAGCUUUCUCUAUAUCUAACUAACAGGAGUAUAUUUUAUAAAAAUACACUGUGACAUUUAAAAGAUAAGCGUGAAAUAAAAAAAAUGGUAGCUUAACAUCGAAUUAUACUUACAGAAAUGAUUUUCCUGCACGAUCCUCAAGAUCGUGCAAUCAGCAUCCGCGAGAAUGAAGAGAAGUAUCGCCAGGCCACCGCGGAGAUUCAUUUCCAACGAGAAACGCACACCAUGUACACAACUGUCUUCUGUCAAGCCUGUACACUUUUACUAGCUCAUACUCUUCAUGUUCUUUUAACUUUUAACUUUUACAAUGUACGCGAAUUGAAACUUCUCCUUGGUUAAUCAAUUUUUAUUAUUUUUCGGUAACAUGGCGACGAUAUUGAAUAGACAAUUUGGAAGAAAAAAAGAUGAAGGAAAUACUUCAACGAAGAGAAGAUAUGUUUAUAAAAAUUUGCAACGUUUGCGACGUAGGCAAGUAGCAAUCCUUGUGGCGGAUCGUUCACUAGAACGAGUAAAUCCUUCGAAGGAACUUACUUAGAAGAAAGUGAUCGUUGACGAUUCUCUGAUCGAAGAAGGGGAAUAUAGUUGCGAUCGCGACGAACCAGUGGAAACUGGCAGCUCUUAAACAGACGAAUAUCGCUCUCACUAACGAAAGUUACCUCUCUGCCGUCACUAUUUACUUAUCUUUCUCGCUCUUCUCGUACCAAUUAGAAACGUCCCUUGGCCAAUGAGUUCCCUUCUUAAUUAAACUAGCCAUUUAAUUCUUAAGUUGAUCUUUUUAAGAAUAGAAAAAUCUUUCAUCAAAUUUCAAUGACUCUGUUUUCGGGAGAAGAAAGUCUUCGUGGGGGGGAAAAAGGUGAAUUCUGAUGUUGAAGUUGAAAAGACACUGUUUCGACUCUAUUCUCAAUUAAUGAGAUGAUCAGCCAGUGUAAUUUUAUUUAGCCUAAUUGUAAUUAGUCAGACUUAACGCGAUAUUUAAUUUAGUAUUAAUUUCAUCUUAAACUUGAUAAAUACACACACACAUACACAAUUUUGCAUCUAAAAAAAGCGAGAAAUUUGGGAUUGAAUAUUCUAAAUUAAAAAAUGAAACUGUUUUCACAGCAAACUCUGUUUGAAUCUAGAAAGCUGAGUCUUCUGUCAAAGAUGUUUUCUGUUACAGAUCUCCCUUUCAAUCUAUAACGUAUAAUCAGUUAUGAAUCAUUUAGUCUUAUAGUUUCUCAUAAUUACGCAUCAUCGAGGAACAAACGUUCUCUUUCUUUUUCUUUCUUUCUUGGCUGACGUCGAAUUACCCGAUCAGCAAACCUGUUAAUCAUUCUUUCGUGAAACGUGUUCUCGCUGAAAAACACGUGCAGCUUAUUAUCAAUUUCACUAGACUCACUAGAUGAAGAAUGGAAGGAGAUAUCAGUUGAGCAACGCUGAGCAGCGAACUCGAAGGACUCUUCAAAAAUUCAAUCAUAACUUGUAGAGUUGGUGUUAUCGAGGCCAUUUCCACAGCGCCAGCGAGGAAAGCGAGGAGGAAUGCACUGUGACGUCGAGAUAACUAUUUACAAGUUCAACACGUUUCGCGAGAAUGUUUUUGUUUAACGCUGCUGAUUCGUUCGAAGGCAAUUAUCUAGUAUUAUAAAUUACGAAAUUCCACAGUGAGCGACUUUUGGUUGAAACAAGACAGGAAGAAUGUGAACGAGAUUUCCUCCUUUCUCGAAAGAAAGCGACCCGAGGCUUUUUCACUAUCAGUCAAAAGUUGACUCUUGUUUCUGCAGAGUGUGGAUAAAGUUUAAUGAUCUGUGCGUUCAACUGUAAAAAUAUACGUUUUUCGACAUGAAAGACCAAUACGCAUUUUCACUCAUUAAUUACCAGGGAGAAAGUUUAAAAAAAACUGCUUUCUGAUCUUCUUAAAGAACGUGGCUGUCUGCUUGGGUAUUUUUCAAUUUUUAUCCAACUUGUCACAUUUUAAAAUCUGAUAAAUACAAAUUCUUUUUAUCUUGCUGUUAAUAAUAAAUAAAUGCAGAAAGCGUUAUAUUGGACGAACUAAAAAAAAUUAAAAAAUAGGAUCGUUGAGGGAAGAUGGAUUUAUGAAAUAGUGCAAAAGAACGCAUCAAGAUCAUAUUAUUUAUAUUUUGAUCAAUCAGCUGUGACGUUGGACUAUUGGUGUGGACUAUUUAUAUAUGGGUAUAUUUAUUUAUUUAUUUAGUUAUUUAUUAUUCUUUUUUUUUUGUCAUUACAAUCGAUUGCUUUCUCUCAACAAUUUCAGUCGAUACAGAUUAAUCGUAAGAUUCGAAUUUACAGCAAUGCAUCGUGAGUAAGCAAAUUAGCCUAAUUGAUACUGCGUUUCUCUCGAGAUCAAACAGACUCGGGAAAUCGUUACAUGUACAAUUAAUAAGCGUGCUGAACGUGUAAAAAGACGGAAUAGAUUGAAUCCAUAUAGGAGAUAAAAAUUGCUACAAAGUAUCUUAUCAAAUGUAAUUGACAAUACAAUGAUAUAUAUAGUCAAUCAGAACGUCUCCUAUUAAGCAAUAAGAAACAAAAAAAUUGUACUUGUUAAUGUUGGACGAUUGCAAAUGUACUUUAUACAGAUACAUAUCUGCUCGAAUUUUUUUUUUUCUCUUCAGUGUUUUCAAAGAAGUUCCAACGUCGGAGAUGCACGAUAAACAUUCGCAAGAAGGUAUCAGCAUUUUUAACAAAUAAAAUAUCGAUGUGAACCGAACGAUCAAACGAACUGUGACAAAGUCUCUCACCUGUUGCAAUCAUUCAGCAUUUUUCUGAAAUUUCGUUUCAUCGAAAGUCCAAGCAAAAAGAAGGAAAAAGAGACGAGAAAGGAAAUCGAAAUACCCGCGUUCAACUGUGUCGUGGAACAACGAACAGUUCGACCUCUCUAUUAAUUCCACUGCAUCAGUAAAUCGGUAUACAAUUCAUCGAUGUGCGUAAGUGAAUAAACGAGUGUAUUUACAAUAUCGAUAGAGACAAUAUUUAUAGACGUCGAAAAGUUUAACAAACAGUUUCUCGUGCUCUUUUAGAUUUUAGAUCCACAGUCAAUUACGACUUUAAUCGAUCGACGACUAGUGAUUGUAACAGCAUUGCAGGGAAACGAUCACGUUAUAGUUACGAAUCAACAAAUUGCACGAGUAAAGGUAAUCCCAAGCGGACGACAGAAGACGUCGGAAGAAGACGCGAGGAGUCUCGAGGUUUAUCUCUCUUUCUCAAUUCUUUCGAUCUCAAGUCCAUCGAAAGAUAAGAAAAAUCUUCAAAUUCGUAACGCGACAUUUCCCUUCACAGACGAUUGCUUUCUUUUUUUCUCUCUCUCUUU
Molecule: messenger RNA, 5414 nt
Organism: Heterotrigona itama
Lineage: Eukaryota; Metazoa; Arthropoda; Insecta; Hymenoptera; Apidae
Source: the annotation of a GenBank genome assembly